AGAAUCUUGGCUGAUUUUGUUAGAAGCUCUCAGGACGUGUCCGAGGUGUAGUACGUCCCUCGUGCAGUUUCUACGGUCCGAAUAGGUGCCUCGAGGUCCAACGCGGUGAACCGUUAGAACCGUUUCCCAUACUCAACCGGAUAACAAUACUGAUCACGACGACAUGCUCGAGAAUCAGGAAUAUCUACAUGAUUCAUCUGAUCCGAGGUGAAUCAGGACUACAUCUAUGAUUCAUCUGAUCCGAUAUUCACACUGUCCAGCUGUUUCCACGUGGCCUCUGAUCGACCAUAGUAUCAUUCUUAGGAUCCAGUGAAACGGGCCUGUCGACGUGGCAACAGCGCUAUAGCCCGGCUAUUGAGGAACAGCAGGAAGAUUACCAGUGUAGUCCCGUUAUUAUGGAGCAGCGGGAAGAUUACCCGAAUUCAGCUGGUGACCAGCGUCUGCAGCAACUCCCAGGGGAUCAGAAUAGUAGUCAGAUGGGGUAUUCGCAAUCCAACCUAGAGCAGCCGCGGACACUAAAGUCGUAUCAGCAGCAGCCAGCAACGCAAGGGUCGUAUCAGCAGCAGCACUACCAGCAAUAUUGCCAGCAAUACCCGCCGUAUCAGCAACCGUUGCAGCAGCAAGAGCAGCAGCAGCAGCAGCAGCAGCAGGGGCAACAACACCAGCAUCCACUGCAAUAUGAGCAACCGACUCAGCACCCAUACUAUUCACAGCAGCAGUACCCAUAUCAUUCAGGGUACCAUCAUCACCCGCAGCAACAGCAACACCAGCAGCAUCAGCAGCAGUAUCAGCAUCAGCAGCAGCAUUAUCCGCAGGGGUACUAUCAGCAGCAUUACCGUUAUCAGCAUUAUCAGCAACACCCCGCAGCAGCACCAUCAGCAGCAGCAGCAGCACCAUCGGCAGCAGCAGCAGCACCAUCGACAGCACCCCUGAACCAGACUCAUGAUGCGUAUCAACACGCCGGCUAUCCAAGCACUCAGCACCAAAAUCAGUACUAUGAUCAGGGUCAGCAUCAACAUCAGCAAUCAUAUCCGUAUCCGCAUCAGCAUCAGCAUCAGCAUCAACAUCAACAUCAACAUCAACAUCAACAUCAACAUCAACAUCAACAUCAACAUCAACAUCAACAUGAAGAUCAAUAUCAACAUGAAUAUCAACAUCAGUAUCAGUAUUCGUAUCAAGAUCAGUAUCACCAGCAGCACCACGUGCAUCCCUCCCCUCUUGCGGCACAUCCUGCAUCAGCCGACAAUCGCCCGUGCGCACUCGUUGCAGCCUUCUAGCCAGCCUGCCACCCCCCACUCUCUCUCUUCAUCACACGACCAAUUAAAACCUGCUGACGUGGCGUAUGACCCAUUUGAUCCUGGCGAGGAGCAGAAGGAAGGAUUUAACAGGCAGGAAGGGAGGGAGAGAGAGGAGGUUGCAGGAGGGAGAGAGGCGGAGGGAGGAGCAGAGUGCAAGGGCAGCAGGGAUGGGGAUGGUGGGGAGGAGGGUGAGGAUGGGGGAAGGAAAGCGGUCGUAAAAAGGAAGUUUGGAGCAGAAGAGGAUGAGGAGUUGGAGCUGAAGGAAAGUAAGGAGUGGAAGGAGACGAGGGUUGAGGGGGGAGGGUUAGAGACACAGCAGCACAGAACAUUUCAGCUUGACGCAGGCCAUUCCCUCGCAUCUACUCCUGCCGCUGCCCCCCACUCCACUCCCCCAUCUCCCACUGUGAUCGUAUGGGACCUGGACGAAACCCUAAUCAUCUUCCAGUCGCUGCUCUCUGGCAAAUUCGCCAAGAUUCUGCUGGCCAUUGGUGGGGCAGGGGGAAGCGACGGAGCAGGGGGGAGCAGUGCCGCAGGAAGGAGCAGUGGCAGGAGCGUGGAGGAGCAGGCGAGGGAGCUUGGAGAGGCGUGGGAGAGGCUGAUUCUCGAUGUGUGCGACGAGCACUUCUUCUUUGGCGAGCUCGAGGACGUGGACCAGCCCAAUCUGCGGCAUCUGGAAAGGUGCUCGAAGGGUGCUGACGUGGCAGAGUUGAGCACCACGCAUCCAGCACCUCCUGCUGUCGUGGCUGAUGUCGUAGCUGCUGACGUGGGAGCUCUCCACAAUAGAGCACGACUGGCACAGAGGUUCCAGCAGAUAGAGCUUGUCUACGACAAGGGAAUCUCGUCUCUCCUCUCACCUUCCCAAGAGGCGCACAGGCAGCAACUCUACGCACAAACAGACAAAUUUACCAAUGGGUGGCUCUCAGCUGGUCGUGCCAUGCUUGCUGCAGCAGCAUCGUCACAUUCUCCACUAGCGCCAGCCACAACAGCAGCAGCCGCAACAGCAGCAGCCGCAACAGCCACAUCCGAGUCGCCACUAAAACCAACAAAAGCGGCAUUAGCAGAUGCAGAAGCAGCAGAGCUUGGAGCAGCAUGUGGUGCACCACCAUUGGCAGUGAACGUGAUAGUCUCGUCUGGACAGCUCAUUCCGACGCUUGCCAAGUGCCUGCUAUUCGGCCUCGAUCCUUUCAUCUGCCCGACCAACAUCUACAGCUCUCGCAAGGAAGGCAAGCUGGUGUGCUUCAGGCGAAUUCAAGACCGUUUCAGUGGAGCGGUUACCAGCGCUAGCAGCAGCAGCGUUAUCAGAGUUACCAGCAGCAAUGUUACCAGGGUUCCAACCAGUGACAUUGCGCCAAGCCUGCCUGAUCAGAAGCAGUGCUUCGUUGCAGUGGGAGAUGGGUGCGAGGAAGCAGCAGCGGCUAAGAUCAUGGGAUGGCCGUAUGUAAGGGUAGAUGCGGCAUGGGAUGAGAUGAGAGUGACGAACAUGUCACUGGCGCAGAUACUGCUAAAGGGCAGGCAUGCUGAGUGAUGGGUAUGAUGUGAGGUGAUGGGUGUAUGGGAGAGUGGAUGCCGCACGGGAUGAGAUGAGUGUGACACAAAUGUCACUGGCACAGAUAUUAUUUCUGAGGUGCCUCAAAAACAGAUACCGUAAUCCCCCGUAUAUAACACCCGCCGAAAUAAUCACUCUGCGGGUGGUUUAUGCGGAAGAGAGCUUAUGAUAGGGUGAAUUUAGGAGAGCACUCGCUUUUCGGGGGUUGCAUUUUACAUAACACCCUCCUCGUUUUAUGCAGCAAAGAACAGUAUUU
Molecule: messenger RNA, 3100 nt
Organism: Closterium sp. NIES-67
Lineage: Eukaryota; Viridiplantae; Streptophyta; Zygnematophyceae; Desmidiales; Closteriaceae
Source: the annotation of a GenBank genome assembly